AUGCGCAGCUUCCGAUACGUGUACGACGAGUGGCUGCACCGCCGCCCGCUACUGACCAAGAUGGCGACGUCCUCCGUGCUCUUCGGCCUCGGGGACCGUCUCUCGCAGCGCGUGGAGAAGAUUGGCAAGACCGAGGAAGAAAUGGCCGAGCUCGAAAAAGACAGCAUCGUCCAGGAAGGCCGUCUCCUAAGCGAGAGCACGGCCAAGACCGUCCGCAUGAUGCUCUGGGGCGGCCUCUUCUUGAGCCCGAUGAUGCACAACUGGUACAACCUCAUGGAGCGCGUCUUCGUCGGAACAGGCAAGCUCGUCGUGGCUAAAAAGGUGGCGGCCGACAUGGUCUUCAUCGCGCCGCAGAUGCCCAUUUGGUUCUUUACGACCACCGGCGUCAUGGCCGGCAAGCCGUUCCGACAGGCCCUGGACGACUCCAUCAAGAAGCAGCCGAUGAUGCUCAUGGCCAACUACAUGCUGUGGCCGGCGGCCAACUCCAUUACAUACGGGGUCAUGCCGCUGCAGUACCGACUCCUGUUUGCCAACUUUGUCAAUGUCGGCUGGGCCUCCGUCCUCUCCUACAUGGCCACCCACCCAGUCACAACUUUACCGUUCUUGCCGUCAUUUAAGCACCCAUUUCUCUCGGAAGACGACGAGGACGGAGCAGUCAAAGUGUAG
Messenger RNA from Phytophthora sojae, 666 nucleotides. RefSeq lists its product as hypothetical. The transcript has a single exon. The record is from RefSeq and is a predicted model, not a curated record. Gene Ontology annotation, cellular component: cytoplasm; membrane. NCBI's taxonomy places the organism in Eukaryota, Oomycota, Peronosporomycetes, Peronosporales, Peronosporaceae. The coding region runs from base 1 to 666 and encodes 221 amino acids.